This is a messenger RNA of Anopheles nili, 1619 nucleotides long. RefSeq names its product protoheme IX farnesyltransferase, mitochondrial (gene Cox10). Bases 62 to 1573 code for a protein of 503 amino acids. Gene Ontology annotation, biological process: heme biosynthetic process. Gene Ontology annotation, cellular component: mitochondrion; membrane. Gene Ontology annotation, molecular function: protoheme IX farnesyltransferase activity. NCBI's taxonomy places the organism in Eukaryota, Metazoa, Arthropoda, Insecta, Diptera, Culicidae. The transcript is spliced from 4 exons. The record is from RefSeq and is a predicted model, not a curated record.
CAUCGUGCGUUUUUAGCUUCGUGCUGCAUAAAAUGCACCCCGUAUUGUCUAGAGCAGUGUAAUGCAUAAAUUCCUCGCAAACGGUGGUCUAUGGAGCGAGCUAGUUCGCCAUACCGGUGCCAUUCGUCCGCCCAUUCCGUCCUGCACGCGGCUGACCACUGGCCAAACAUCGGUGGUGCACUUGUACGCAAUUACUAACAGGAAGCAACAUAGCGGAAUCAACGAAAAUGGUUCUUCAACACAGUUUGACAGAGGCUCGCCGAAAACAACACCGGUACAACGACCGGUGGCUGUUCCGCUUACCGUUCCAUUGUCCGUAGUACCGUCGGUUGUGGACGCAAAAGCAUUAGUUAGUGAAAUUAGCAAAUCCGUAGGGCUACCGGCGGGAAGCACCUUGCGAAGAAAAGCAAAUGUAUCGGGUGUAAUAGAUGGAGCAAAGGAGGAACCGGUGGUUGCUUCGGUGACCUCUCUGCCAGGCCUCAGCCGAUUAAUUUAUCAUUACCUGAUGUUAUCCAAGAUCCGUUUAACGUCUCUUGUGGUACUGACUACUAUGGCCGGCUAUGCAAUGGCUCCUGGUUCGUUCGAAUUGGGGACGUUCCUCCUAUGCUCCGCCGGAACAACUCUUGUGUCUGGUGCGGCUAAUUCGAUCAAUCAAGUCAUAGAAACGUCGUUCGAUGCACAAAUGGCUCGUACGAGAAAUCGAGUGCUUGUUAAAGGCUAUCUAUCACGAAUGCACGCGGUUGGGUUUGCUCUCGGUGCUAGUACGGUCGGAUGUAGUAUGCUGUACUUUGGUGUAAACGAAAUGACCGCUGCGCUGGGGGCCGCAAAUUUAAUCCUUUACACUAGCAUCUACACCCCGAUGAAACGCUACAGUAUUUUAAACACGUGGGUGGGAUCGCUCGUUGGUGGGAUACCUCCACUAAUGGGCUGGGCUGCUUGCACAGGUGGCGACCUUGGAGCUGGAGCCUGGAUCCUGGCCGGUCUGUUAUACUGUUGGCAGUUUCCUCAUUUUAACGCUCUGUCGUGGAACAUUCGUCCAGAAUACUUAAAGGCGGGCUAUAAAAUGAUGGCCAAUUCGCAUCCUGCCCUCUGUACACGUGUUUCUUUGCGCCAUACCGGUUUUAUAACCGGGCUGUCACUACUGGCUCCAGUGCUCGAUGUAACAAACGUUUGGUUUGCAGUGGAAUCUUUGCCACUGAACGCAUACUUCGCCUAUCUGGCCUGGGAUUUCCACCAGAAAGCCGACAGUAAAAGCUCCCGCACGUUGUUCCGCUUUUCGCUGUUACACUUGCCACUCUUGAUGGGACUGUUUCUGUUGAACAAAAAGAAUUGGCUGUUUGGCAAAGAUACGGACGAAGCAGCGGAGAUUACUACCGAACAGGCUGCUAUCGGUCCCGGUGUGUUUGUAACUGGCGGAGAGGCUGAUGAAUUAGCUAAAGAAUAUCUUGUACCAAAUAUUGUUACAGACAUUGGAGUUCCGAUAUCGGCCCCUGGAAGUAUCAAGGCAAUCGAAGAUAGUUUGCUUUCAAAUGUGGCAACUGUGCUACCAACAGCUAGCAAACAAAAAAUAUAACAAACUGUAAAUUACAAGUGAUAGAGAUUUAAUGAUCCAAAAUAAA